AUGUCAUCUUCCAGCAACAAGAUCGCCUCGGUUCCUGCCUCACAACAAAUAUCCCAAGCAAACUCUCAAUCUCAACGUCGAUCAGAGCACCCUGGGACACUCGUAAUUGGUACCUGUGCCCAUCGGGAAUUCUUUCCAUUCUCACGCUGGGCAUAUUGCGUUUCCUCCCCAAUAGUGUCUUACAGCACUCUCAUAACCAAUGAUUAUGACCCUGAAAUUACCUUCUGGCAUCGCAACGAUCUCACCAUCUCACUGGCAGCCAUAUCCUUCACAGUGGACCUCCUCUGGGCGGACAUUACAGAAAGUGCUCCCACGUACGACAAGGUAAGCUGUGUCGAGAUCCAUACGAAUUCUGUCGCUGCCAUCGCUAGACUAUGGCCUGGUGUGAGGAGCUACAAGAAUGAGCAUUGCCUGCCACCGGCCGUGAAGCAGGAAAUUCAGAAUCAGAACCUGACCGCUCGGGGAUAUAUACUAGGGAAGAACAAUAGGCCCUCAGAUCUAAUUGCUAGACGAAUUGAGCGUAAGCUUGAUCUGUUGAAGAAAGGGGGUGUGAAAGUAGAUGUUUUGUUUGCGACACAGGGAGAGACGAUCCAAGAUGCGUAUGCCGGAGCAGCAGAAGAGGCUAGGGAUGGGGUGUUCGUAGUGGAGAUGUACGAGAAAUUGAAAAAAUUUGGAGGAAGGAGUGCAGCGAAGUAUGAAGGGUUGAAGUAUAAAUGUCGCCGUAAGAUGCUGCAGAGCAGGGAAUUGUGUGUUGGAGCUAAGCGAGCUUGUGUUCUUUAUAUUUCCCCAUGGGGCCGCCCUUCUUCUGUGUAUUUGCCUGCUCACAACUGGGGCGACGGCGAUCAAAAAUAG
Cadophora gregata is the source of this 852-nucleotide messenger RNA. RefSeq lists its product as uncharacterized. Lineage: Eukaryota; Fungi; Ascomycota; Leotiomycetes; Helotiales; Ploettnerulaceae. The record is from RefSeq and is a predicted model, not a curated record. The transcript has a single exon. The coding region runs from base 1 to 852 and encodes 283 amino acids.